UACGCGAUCGUGGGAUGGUUUGCUCUGUCGAAACAUGGGAAGCCGUCCGUGAAAUAAUGACUAUUCGACAUUGUUAGGCGCCGUUCUGAAGAAGUACGUCGUAGCACGGCAGUACCGGCAGCCUAGUUUGCCGCAAACAAAACGAUGGAUGACGAAUCGAAGGAGACUCUGCGCUCCAAGAUUUACUGUGCCGCUCGCGAGGGUCUCCCAGUGACUCUGUUCGCCCUGCUGGCCAGUGUGCCAAAAUGCGAUUACCGUGAUUACCUAAGCUCUCUGGUGGUGGACAAGGAACAAAAAUGCACUCCGCUGCUCAUCGCAGCUCGCAACGGACAUCGGCCGGUGGUGCAGACGUUGCUGGAAAACUUCGGUUCCGCGGUGGGACUGGAACAGGAGGGCACCGUCCAAUUCGACGGAUACGUCAUCGAGGGCGCAACUCCCCUAUGGUGCGCGGCCGGUGCAGGACACCUGGACAUCGUCCGCUUACUCGUGCUGCGCGGUGCCGACGUGAACCACCCGACGCGCACGAUAUCGACGCCGUUGCGAGCGGCCAGCUUCGAUGGGCGGCUGGACAUCGUUCGCUUCCUCGUGGAGCACGGUGCCGACAUCCACAUUCCCAAUAAGUACAACAACACUUGUCUCAUGAUCGCCGCCUACAAGGGCCACUUGGACGUUGUGCGCUACUUGCUUUCGCGCGGUGCCGACACUAACACGCAGGCGCUAUGCGGUGCGACAGCGCUGCAGUUCGCUGCCGAGCACGGGCACUUGGACAUAGUGCGCGAGCUGUUGGAAUGCAACGCCCGCAUUCUGGCCAACGGCAUCGGCAUGACGCCUUUGCUUGCCGCCGCAGAGCGCACGAAGGCCGAAGUGGUGGAGUACCUCGUCAAGCAGCCGUGGUGCACGCGCCGCGAGAAGAUCGACGCACUCGAACUGCUAGGCGCGUCUUUCGCGAACGACAAGGACAACUACAGCCUGGAGCGAGCUUUCCGCUACCUCGAGCUGGCUAUGAGGGAGCGGGAGCGCGAGCCCCGGCUUCAAAAAGAGUGCGGCCCGGUUGUGGCAGCGUACGACUCGCGCGUCGAGUGCGCUACGCUCGACGAACUGUACAGUAUCAGGGACGACCCGCAUGCCCUGCACAUGGAGUCUCUGGUGAUCCGUGAGCGCAUCCUGGGACAGCACAACCCGGAGCUGCCACACCACGUUGUCUAUAGGGGUGCAGUGUUUGCUGACAGUGCAGCAUUCGAUCGCUGCUUGCAACUAUGGCUGCAUGCUCUUCGACUGCGAUCAGCUGCCAGGCUUCCUCUGCGCAAGGACUUACUGCGAUUUGCCCAAGUUUUUAGCCAGAUGCUGCACAUUGGAGUUGAAGUGCCACCUGGUGCAGUCGCCCAGAUUUUGUCGGCUUCCAUUCACGAACUGGAGUCCGGUUCCGAUGAGGACAAUGAUGCCAAUAUGCUGACUUCCCUGUACUUGUUGGUGGUAGUGGGCAAGCUCCGCUUCACUUCGGCUAGUCAGGAGCACGAGCUCAUGAGGCUCAUCUACCGCCUUGUUCAGUUGGGCCGGGUGACUAGGGACGGGUGCACGCUGCUGCACCUGUGCGUGAGUGCUGAUACACCAGUGGACGAUUUCCACACCAAGAACAUCUGCCACUUCCCAUGCACCGACACAACUAGGCUGCUGCUCCGUUGUGGUGCCGACCCGAACGCAGUUGAUGCCAGGCGCAACACACCCCUGCAUGCCAUCGUCACGUACCAAAAGCCAAUCAGUGACUUUCUCACACUGCACUCCAUCAUUGUGGCCUUGAUUGAGGCAGGAGUGCACGCGGAUGCAACUAACGCGCGCGGAGAGACGGCGGCAGAAGCGGCAACAACGGGUGUUGCAGAGGUGAUUCUGCGCACUCAGACCCAAGUGACUUUGCGCUGCCUGGCUGCACGUGCCGUGGCCAAGUAUGGACUGAGCUAUCGGGCGGGCGAGAUCCCACGAUCUCUCGUCCACUUUGUGGAAAUGCAUGGCGGCCGAACACGGCCCCUGCCACGACCUGGUGCUGACUGAGAAUUGAGACACGUGAUUUCAAAGUUUAAAAAAAAAUUAAUAUACACUGUACUUUGAGGUAAACUUAUCAACAUCUUGUUCGUAAACCAGAGCUUCUGUCGCUACUUUCAUGAUAUUAAAUUUUGUGUUUUGCCACCACUCAUUACCUUCCUGUUCCGUUUCCCCUGAGGCAGGGGCGUAGCCACAAAUUUUUUUCGGUGGUGUGCACUUCCUUGAUCUGAAGUGGGGUUAGGGCAGGCAGAUGUGAUUGAGUGUCUUUUCGGGCUCUGUAUGCCAUGGCAAAAGAAAUUUCAGGGGGGGGGGGGUCAUGGGCCUGGUGCACCACCCCUGGCUACGCUACUGCCCCGAGGGGAUUCUUCACGAUAAAGUGGUCUAGGUUGUUUGUAUAUUCCAGGUGGUAAAUGAGGCUUGUUGAAUGAGCAGCUGUGUGGUGUAGCCUUGCUACUAAAAGCCUAGUUUUUUGCGGUGAUAACUCUUACUUAUUUAGACAGUGGCGCAAAUAUGCAACAUGAUGCCGAACUGUUACCUGGUGGGAAGAUCAGUUUGACCUAGCUUGGCUGACCAGAUAAUUAUCAAAACUGGUAUACCGCUACAAACACGUGUUUCAAUUCAGCUAAAUCGCCUUCUUGAUCUGUUCUCAAGCUGCAAAUGUAUUUUAGUACUCAGAACUUUUAAUAUAUAAGUAAAAACACUGUGAUGCUUACAUAAAAGACAGCCCUUCAUAGGCUCUUGUUUAUUCUCGUAUAAUAUACAUGUUAUAUUUUCCUGUGAUUGUUAGGAGUAUCACGCACUCUAUGGAGAGAAAAACUCUGGUGGCUUAAAUGAAAGAGGCACAAAGCAAGGGGGUAAUUACCUCUUUUCUGUGCAUAAUAUAGAGAUAUCACAUUUUAUGCUUGCUGCUUUUUGUUGUAAUUCCUGUCCAUUUCAUAUAUUAAACCAGUGCUGCAGUGUAUUUAUUCCCUCACAGUUGAACAAUGAAGAAAUAUUAUUUUUUCAGUGUGUUAUUUAUUUAUUCUAUAUUUCUGAAUAUAAGCCACAUGUUGCUGGCCAACCAAAUGGGAGUUCAACUUUCCUUUAGAAGUUCUUUGACAUGUGAUGAAUUUUUGACAUGUCCUUGUAGUUUUGUGUAAGAGCAUAGGAGAUGCAAUCUGUAUUUCUGUCCUAUCAAAUUUUCAUGUUGAUUGUGAAGUUCAUUUGGCAUUGUGCUAUCUAUGCUUGUGUUGCAGUAUGUAAUGUGUGUAAUUAAAUGCCAGAUGCUUCUUACCUGUUUACAGUGUUUUCAAAAUAUUUAUUGCUGCAAUUAAAGAGUGAAAUCUC
Rhipicephalus sanguineus (brown dog tick) is the source of this 3363-nucleotide messenger RNA. RefSeq names its product protein fem-1 homolog B (gene Fem-1). The record is from RefSeq and is a predicted model, not a curated record. The coding region runs from base 145 to 2046 and encodes 633 amino acids. The transcript is spliced from 4 exons. Gene Ontology annotation, cellular component: nucleus. Gene Ontology annotation, molecular function: transcription cis-regulatory region binding; protein binding. Lineage: Eukaryota; Metazoa; Arthropoda; Arachnida; Ixodida; Ixodidae. Gene Ontology annotation, biological process: positive regulation of transcription by RNA polymerase II.